Messenger RNA from Sorex fumeus (smoky shrew), 1038 nucleotides. RefSeq names its product zinc finger protein 420-like. Gene Ontology annotation, biological process: positive regulation of reciprocal meiotic recombination. The transcript has 2 exons. The record is from RefSeq and is a predicted model, not a curated record. The annotation marks the transcript as partial. Gene Ontology annotation, cellular component: nucleus. Lineage: Eukaryota; Metazoa; Chordata; Mammalia; Eulipotyphla; Soricidae. Gene Ontology annotation, molecular function: histone H3K4 methyltransferase activity; recombination hotspot binding; histone H3K36 methyltransferase activity.
GGAGAAAAACCAUAUAUGUGUAAGGAAUGUGGAAAGGCCUUUACUCAAUCCUCCGGCCUCAGUAUACAUAGGAGAAUUCACACUGGAGAGAAACCGUAUAUAUGUAAGGAAUGUGGGAAGGCCUUUGAUGUAGCCUCAACUCUUACCUCAAUACUUAGUGACCACAGGAAAAUUCACACGGGAGAGAAACCAUAUAUAUGUAAGGAAUGUGGAAAGGCCUUUACUAGAUCCUCAGGUCUCAGUAUACAUAGGAGAAUUCACACUGGAGAGAAACCGUAUAUAUGUAAGGAAUGUGGGAAGGCCUUUGCUGUAGCCUCAACUCUUAGUGAACAUAGGAAAAUUCACACUGGGGAGAAACCAUAUAUAUGUAAGGAAUGUGGAAAGGCCUUUACUAAAUCCUCACGCCUCAGUAUACAUAGGAGAAUUCACACUGGAGAGAAACCGUAUAUAUGUAAGGAAUGUGGGAAGGCCUUUGCUGUAGACUCAACUUUUAGUGAACAUAGGAAAAUUCACACAGGGGAGAAACCAUAUGUAUGUAAGGAAUGUGGAAAGGCCUUUGCUACAUCUUCAAAACUUACUGUACAUAGGAGAGUUCACACUGGAGAGAAACCGUAUAUAUGUAAGGAAUGUGGGAAGGCCUUUGCUAGAGCCUCAAAACUUACUGUGCAUAGGAGAAUUCACACUGGAGAGAAACCGUAUAUAUGUAAGGAAUGUGGUAAGGCCUUUGCUGAAGCCACAAGCCUUAGUGUACAUAGGAAAAUUCACACUGGAGAGAAACCGUAUAUAUGUAAGGAAUGUGGGAAGGCCUUUCCUACAGCCUCAAAACUUACUAUACAUAGAAGAAUUCACACUGGAGAGAAACCGUAUAUAUGUAAGGAAUGUGAAAAGGCCUUUGCUACAGCCUCAAGCCUUAAUGUACAUAGGAGACUUCACACAGGAGAGAAACCAUAUAUAUGUAAGGAAUGUGGCAAGGCCUUUGCUGGAGCCUCUAGACUUACUGCACAUAUGAAAAUUCAUCUCAGAGAGAAACCUCAUCAG